Molecule: messenger RNA, 690 nt
Organism: Lachancea dasiensis
Lineage: Eukaryota; Fungi; Ascomycota; Saccharomycetes; Saccharomycetales; Saccharomycetaceae
Source: the annotation of a GenBank genome assembly
AUGGCUCGUCAAAAUUUCGUGGGGCUUGUGGUCUCGCAGGGGAAAAUGCACAAGACUGUGAAAGUGCGCGUAGAGACCAAGGUGUUCAACAAAAGAAUCAACAAGGAACUAUUCAGCAGGAAAGAUUACUUGGUACACGAUGAGGGUGAAGUUUCCCGUGAGGGCGAUUUGGUGCGUAUCGAAGCCACUAGACCGCUGUCGAAACGCAAGUUUUUCAGUGUUGCGGAGAUUUUGAAAAACAAAGGUCAACAGUUCGCGCUCUUCGAGUCGCAGGCCAAGAUCCAGGUGUCACAGGAAGAGGCGGAAAAGACCCGAGGUUUCCUUGAGAGACGCAAGGCUCUGGAAUCCAACAACGGCGUUCUUCUCAGAGACAUUCAUACAAUUCAAAAGGCGUUAAGCGAUGGGCAGGAUCCUCAGAGUCUGAUUGAGAUCAAGGCCCGGUACGGAAUUGAGCAUUUCACUCCUGAUAGUCUGAGACGACUGUUGCAGCUGGACGUGUCGGCUUUGGAGCAAGAGGUAGUUGCCCAGAAAUCCAAGAUCGACACCGUGCAGGCACGCGUGCAUGAGCUUCUACAAGACGGCCAGGAGUGCGACCUAUGGCUGGCAGAACGUGGUGUAGAGAGUCCACAGAUGCUCAAGCCCAACAUCAAGCGGAAUCUGCUCAGAAAAUACGUUUUGCAAGAGUUGUGA